Molecule: messenger RNA, 732 nt
Organism: Camellia sinensis
Lineage: Eukaryota; Viridiplantae; Streptophyta; Magnoliopsida; Ericales; Theaceae
Source: RefSeq, a predicted model, not a curated record
AUGGAAAAACUUAAUGCCCAGCAGGACCACAAGCUCAUGUUCGGUCUACUUUUUUCCCUUAAAUCCUUGACUGCAAAAAUGGAUCCAACAAGUGCGGAGAAGGGAAAUCUUGGGGUGCCUCAGUUACCAGGACAAGGGUGUUCAUUUCACAGCUUUCGUACCAAUACGUACAAACUCAGUUUUAUGGAGAGUCCAUCUGGUAUAAAGAUCAUUCUCGUCACUCAUCCCAGGACUGGUGAUCUAAGGGAUUCCCUGAAGUAUAUUUACAAUUUGUAAGUUGAAUAGGUUGUCAAGAAUCCACUCUAUAGUCCAGGAACUCCAAUCAGGUGAGUGAUAUAUAUUUUCUAUCUUAUUUGUAUCAUUGUGAAACACUUAUAUGAUGACCUAUUAGCUAAGGGUUUUAAAUGCUGCAUGACACCUCGGAGAUUUUCUAUGUAGAAGUUAAUUUGAUUGGGCUGUUGUCCUUGACGGGUGCCUUCUACCAUUUUGGAGAAUAGUUUUUGAGCAAAAUAUAACCAAAUAGAGAAAAUAUUGGAAGGAUUAAUUUAUUCAAUCUAAAACAAGUUUCAUUACUGACUAGAUUUAACCUGCUCACAUUUUUUACCAUGCAUUCAUUGGUCUUUUCUAGCUUGACACACAUAAAUAACACUCCUUUGUAAAUGAGAACUGUUCAUCAAACUUCAUAAACGGCUUAGCAACAUUUUCUGGCUUGACACACAUAAAUAACACUCC